AAUCUGACCCACCCACCACUUAGAAUAAAACUGUGGUCUGUCUCCCUUUCUCUACUUAACCUAGAACACGGCGGAGACCGGUCUCUGACUCAACAGCGUACAGUUUUGAAGAAGGAACUGACCAGUGCGGGGCAGAAGAAGAGUGAAAUCUUAAUGUUCUAAUAAAAGCAAAGGAGAAACUCCCUUUUUGUUACUUCCUUCUCUAUCUCUCUCUAGUGUCUUACAAAUGAAGAUCUUAGAGGCCAAUGCUGGUGCACUCACAAAUUUUGAGGUCCUUGAUUUCUUACGAGCCAAAGGAGCUUCCAAGGAUCCAACAAGGGUUAUUGCCAAAGUAGCGCAGUCUGAAUACAAGCAGGUUUAUGAUUAUUUGGUUGACACUCCUGCCUCUAAUCAAACAAGAGAGAGCAUCAACGAGUUUUUGACUAGUAUUAAACGGCAUGACCUAGCAAAAGCCGAGGUUCUGAACAUAUUAAACACUAGGCCAACUGAAGAUGUUGAAUUAUUCCCUAUCAUAGAGAGUUGUGAGAAGCGUUUUCCAAUAGAUGAAGAGGUGGCCGAAAUAGUAGAGCUGGUGACAAGAACAUUGCCGCCACCUCGCAAUAUGAAGCAGGAAGAAAUCACCAAGGGUGACGAAGAAACUGCUACACUGAAAAAUGAGAACGAUGAGGUUAUUGAAGAUCCCAUGGACACAAGAUAACACAAUUAAUUGGGUGCUAUUCAUAUAAAAUUGCAUCUUAAUUUUAUGUACAAUUUUAUUUUUGUUAUCUCUCUUUAUCAUAUUAUAUAAUGUAUAAAUUUAUCACUUUUACUUU
Vigna radiata var. radiata (mung bean) is the source of this 812-nucleotide messenger RNA. Its product is annotated as DNA-directed RNA polymerase III subunit RPC9-like. The coding region runs from base 227 to 697 and encodes 156 amino acids. The transcript has 5 exons. NCBI's taxonomy places the organism in Eukaryota, Viridiplantae, Streptophyta, Magnoliopsida, Fabales, Fabaceae. The record is from RefSeq and is a predicted model, not a curated record. Gene Ontology annotation, cellular component: RNA polymerase III complex. Gene Ontology annotation, biological process: transcription initiation at RNA polymerase III promoter. Gene Ontology annotation, molecular function: nucleotide binding.